Molecule: messenger RNA, 4935 nt
Organism: Neoarius graeffei (lesser salmon catfish)
Lineage: Eukaryota; Metazoa; Chordata; Actinopteri; Siluriformes; Ariidae
Gene: dnm2b
Product: dynamin 2b
Exons: 21
Coding region: 408-2990 (860 amino acids)
Cellular component (GO): cytoplasm; membrane; microtubule
Molecular function (GO): GTP binding; GTPase activity; microtubule binding
Source: RefSeq, a predicted model, not a curated record
UGAAAGUUUGAGGACAGUCGCCUGACCGGAUGGAAAGUUGUGGGUUUCCGUUAUUCUGCCCGGAGUUCGGUUCGGUGGCGCCGUUAAUUUGGCCGAUAUUUAACCCCGGCGGGGUGUUACAGAGGGUUUCGGUGCCCCGGGUGUUGAUAAUGCGUGUGUGAGGCUGAGGUGACGGGUGUGUGGAGUGUGUGGUGAGCUGAAGGGUGUGUGGAGUGUGAGGCGAGCUGAAGGGUGUGUGGAGUGUGAGGCUGAGGUGAAGGGUGUGUGGAGUGGAGUGUGUGGAGAGCUGAAGGGUGUGUGGAGUGGAGUGUGUGGAGAGCUGAAGGGUGUGUGGAGUGGAGUGUGUGGAGUGGAGUGUGAGGCUGAGGUGACGGGUGUGUGGAGUGGAGUGGAGUGUGUGGUGAAUCAUGGGGAACCGCGGGAUGGAGGAGCUCAUUCCCCUCAUCAACAAGCUGCAGGACGCCUUCAGCUCCAUCGGCCAGAGCUGCAACCUGGACCUGCCGCAGAUCGCCGUGGUGGGCGGCCAGAGCGCCGGGAAGAGCUCCGUGCUGGAGAACUUCGUCGGAAGGGAUUUUCUUCCCCGAGGUUCUGGUAUUGUUACUCGUAGACCCCUCAUCCUUCAGCUGGUCAACCACAAAGCAGAAUAUGCUGAGUUCCUCCACUGUAAAGGUCGGAAGUUUGUUGACUUUGAGGAGGUGCGGCUGGAGAUCGAAGCCGAGACGGACCGCAUCACCGGCUCGAAUAAAGGAAUCUCACCCAUUCCCAUCAACCUGAGAGUGUACUCUCCUAACGUGCUCAAUCUGACUCUGAUUGAUCUUCCUGGGAUGACAAAGGUUGCCGUUGGCGACCAGCCACCAGACAUUGAGUUCCAAAUAAGGGACAUGCUGCUGCAGUUCAUCACGAGGGACAGUUGUCUGAUUUUGGCUGUCACUCCUGCCAACACCGACCUUGCCAACUCCGAUGCACUCAAGAUAGCCAAAGAGGUCGACCCUCAGGGUCUGCGCACCAUUGGUGUGAUCACCAAACUGGAUCUGAUGGAUGAAGGAACAGAUGCCCGAGAUAUUCUGGAGAACAAACUGCUGCCUCUGCGUAGAGGCUACAUUGGCGUGGUGAACCGGAGUCAGAAGGACAUUGAUGGCAGGAAGGACAUCCGCGUGGCUCUGGCAGCAGAGAGGAAGUUCUUUUUGUCUCAUCCUGCGUACAGACACAUGGCUGAGAGGAUGGGAACACCGUACCUGCAGAAAGCACUCAACCAGCAACUGACGAAUCAUAUCCGGGACACGCUGCCCAGUCUGCGCAGUAAACUGCAGAGUCAGCUGCUCUCGUUGGAGAAGGAGGUGGAGGAGUACAAGAACUUCAAACCUGAUGAUCCGACACGCAAAACUAAAGCCCUGCUGCAGAUGGUGCAGCAGUUCGGUGUAGACUUUGAGAAGCGGAUCGAGGGUUCAGGUGAUCAGGUGGACACUCUGGAACUUUCUGGAGGAGCUCGAAUCAACCGCAUCUUCCACGAGCGCUUCCCCUUCGAACUCGUCAAGAUGGAGUUUGAUGAGAAAGAACUGAGGAGAGAAAUCAGCUACGCAAUUAAGAACAUACAUGGUGUGAGGACGGGCUUGUUCACCCCGGACCUGGCGUUCGAGGCCAUAGUGAAAAAGCAGAUCGUUAAGCUGAAGCAGCCGUGUCUGAAAUGUGUGGACCUGGUCGUGUCCGAACUCUCUGCUCUCGCCCACAAGUGCACGGAGAAGCUGAGUUCAUAUCCUCGACUGAGAGAGGAGACCGAGAGGAUUGUCACCACCUACAUCAGAGAGAGGGACAGCAAGACGAAAGACCAGGUCAUGCUGUUGAUUGACAUCGAACUUUCCUACAUCAACACCAAUCAUGAGGACUUCAUUGGUUUUGCAAACGCCCAGCAGAGUUCCGCUGUCACCAAGAAGAGAGCUGUUCCCAACCAGGUGAUCAGGAAGGGUUGGCUCACAAUCAACAUCAGCAUAAUGAAGGGAGGCUCUCGGGAUUACUGGUUCGUCCUGACCGCCGAGUCACUGUCCUGGUACAAGGACGAGGAGGAGAAAGAGAAGAAGUACAUGCUCCCUCUGGAUAACCUGAAGAUCAGAGAUGUAGAGAAAGGCUUCAUGUCCACCAAACACACCUUUGCUAUCUUUAACACUGAGCAGAGGAACGUGUAUAAAGACCUGCGUCAGAUCGAGUUGGCGUGCGACUCUCAGGAGGACGUGGACAGCUGGAAGGCCUCGUUCCUGCGGGCCGGAGUGUAUCCCGAGAAAGACCAGGUGGAGAACGGUGAGGGGGCUCCAGCAGACACCUUCUCCAUGGACCCUCAGUUGGAGAGACAGGUGGAGACGAUCCGGAACCUGGUUGACUCCUACAUCGGCAUCGUCAACAAGAGCAUCCGGGACCUUAUGCCCAAGACCAUCAUGCACCUCAUGAUCAACAGCGCAAAGGAGUUCAUCCACUCGGAGCUGCUGGCGUUCCUGUACUCGAGUGCGGAUCAGAGCGUGCUGAUGGAGGAGUGUGCUGAUCAGGCUCAGCACCGUGAAGAGGUGUUGAGGAUGUACCACGCCCUCAAAGAGGCUCUCAGCAUCAUCAGUGACAUCAGCACCACCACCAUCUCUACCCCCCUGCCCCCACCUGUGGACGACACCUGGAUCAACAUGGAAACCAGCCCUUCUCAGGUGAAGCCUCCAAGCUCCGCCCUUCCUCCAGGUCGUCCUCCUGCAGUGAGGGGUCCCACCCCUGGUCCUCCCCCGGUCUCCGCUCCUCCACCAAUAGCGCCACCAAUUCCAUCUCGGCCCGGUCCACCACCUGUGAUUGCGUAUGGGGGAGGGGUUCUGGAGCCAAGCUCCGCCCCUCCACCACAGAUCCCCUCUCGACCCGCCCGAGUGCCCCCUUCCAUACCUCCUGGAAUCCCCAGAAGACCUCCAGCAGCUCCAAACAGGCCAACCAUCAUCCGCCCGUCUGAGCCAUCCCUGCUCGACUGAACACGCAUAUACCUACAGACAAAGAGAAAACGAUAUGGCUAAAGAAGUGUGUACGUGUGUGCUAAACACAAACACACUUGCUCACGUUAUCGUAAAAUGAAUUGAUCCGCCUUAGUUCUGUAGAUGUCCAUAGAGACCACGUUAUUAUUGUGUCAAUUCCAUUUUCUUUUUUUAACAAGUCUAUUAUCAAUUUCAGGAAUAACCCUCACUCCACCUACACGAGCUAUCUAAUGCUAAUUCUGGAGCGGACAACAGUGUGUAGGAUCGAUAUGAGGAAUUUAUACAAAAUGAAGUAAAACUCAGCAAAUAUAGUGUUGAUGGAUUUGACUUGAGCACGUUUUAAUAGUCGUAUUCCAGCUGCAGUGUUCAGAUCAGGAAAAUGUGAGACUGAAUACGAAUUCGUAUUGAGAAACCUCUUUGUAUUACGUUUUAUUGCUAUAAUUGUCAUUUAUUCGAAACAUUUUGUGAACAACAGACUGUUAUUGUGUAUCAGUUUCCUAAUGUGCAUGAAUGAAAACGAACGUGUUUACAGAUAAAUUGUUAAUAAUUAACCCGUAGCUGGAAAAGGUGCUCGGUUUCAUCUAAUCAGGUUUGCGCUAAUAAUCACUUGUAUGUUAUUUGCUAGUAUAAUAUACCUCGCUAAUUGCUAACAUGCUAACACUAAUCAGGGACCCAAACUGGACGUGUUUUUUGCUUUAAACAGUGCCUUAUAUACACGACACACCCUUAUGUACAGAUUUAAAGUUUGUACGUGUUUAUCUGCACUUUGAUGCACGUGAUCUCGCGCUCUAACAACGCUAAAACUUUUAGGUCGGGAUAAGUUCCUGCUAAAAGCUGCAAACAAAUGUGUCGAGGAGAUUAUCGUUGAAUUAAUUAUAAAAUUACUUUAUAACAGAAUCUGUUUUGCGAGUGCAAUAUGAUCCAACUAGGAAAAGUAUUUGAUCUUUUUUUACUUGUUCGUGUUGUGAAUUUUCAAGCCACGUUUAUGAAUCCGUGAUCGCACGACCCGAGCAACAAUUUUGAGGGGUGGUGUCAGUAUGAGAGAAAGGGGUGUGGCUACAUGUGUGAAUAACUUAGUUUGUACAAGUCGUGAAAACAAAUUGUAAAUGAUGACACUGAAUGUGAGCAUCGAUUAAUCAGUGUUGCAUCAGAUACACGUAAACACGUCGCAGAUUUACAAAACUGAUCAGGUUCGACUGUGAUUCUUUACAGUGUUAUUUUGUCGUUGAAUAUGCAAUUAUAGGAAAUUGGCUUUACGUGUGACGCGGAAGUUCAGCAUCAUGACCGUGCUGCUGCUGCUGCUGAUUUGUUAGCUAAAACACUAACGCACCGCGUUAACAUCAGACCUUUGCUAGCAUUAGUUAAUUAGUGAGCUACGUUCAUCACAAAGAUAAACGUGCAUGUAAACUUGCUGGCUAGCGAUAGUUAAACAGUUAGCUGGCUAGCUAGCUGUGUUCUUUGAGCUAAACCCGUCGCGGUGUUAUUGUCGUGAUUAUGAUACUGAAUUAACAGCAAAAUCUGCAACUCCGACACUCGGUGAUCCUUAACUUGCAUUUAACUGCCGUGCGUUUUAAGCCAAGUAAGUUUAUCACUUUGAACAGGAUGAUAUUAGAUUAGCGAUGAUGUUUGAAGCGUUAAAAUGCAUAUUACUUUACUUUAUUACUCCGCCUUCGUUUUCUUACAUAUGAAGUUUUAUUAUAGAGGUCAUUUUUUUUUCAUUUUCUUCUGUAUGCAUUUUUUUUUUUUUUUAAUUUUCAGCCUGAACACAUCCUGUGGCUAGCUUUUAUUUUAAAAUCUUUUUUGCAUUCUUUUUUUAUGAAUAUUUUGUAUUUUGACCAUCUGUGCCUUGUUAUAAGUGCCUGCUUUAUUAUAAUACUCCUCAAUAAAUGCAACGAUAAAAAAUGAGACAAGGAAAAAUUAAUAAUAAUAAAGGGAAUUCAACUCA